AUGGCAGCUGUGGAUGAGAGUAAAUACGAAAGUCUUCUGAAUGAGUUACCUUCAAGUGAAAGAUAUAAAAAACUGAGCAGUAUAAAUAACCCGGGGCAAUAUGAAAGUUACUGUAACAGGAGUAGUAUGCAAGGCACUGAUAAAAAGCAUUUAAAAGCUUUAUGUGCCAAGUCUGUGGGAAAUUUGAAGAAUUUAAGAAAUUUGGAGAAUCUUGAAAAGACACAUGAUGAUCGUUGUACAUUUUACACAUUCUGGGUGUAUAAGGAACUAUCGAAAAUAUUCAAAGGAUCGAGUAGUAAAAUUGAUUAUCAAUUUUUUAAUGAACUUGAUGAUAUACUGCUUAGAGUUAAUUUAAAUGAAUUAAAUAAAGUAUAUUGUGACUUUAAAAUAGAGCCUGACUUAAAUAAUUGGAAUGAAAAAAGAAUGUUACAUGAUUUUUUUAAAAACAGUGAAACAAUUUAUCAAUGUAUUAUUUCUGAAAUAAGUGGUUGCAGAGAAAAAUAUUGCAAUUAUGUCGUUGAUGUGAAAAGACUAUAUGAUAAAUAUAAACCUCUUUGCUUAUGGGAAGAAGUAUGUGAUUACUUUGAUUUUAAUAAGAAAAAUCCUUAUGAAAUAUUAGCUAAAUUAAAAUGUAUUGGCUAUGAAAAUGUAGAAGUACCAGUUGACGAAGGAAUUGAUACUUUUUAUUCGACUCCAAAAAGGCCAACUGUGCGUACAGGAACAUUUCGAUUAUUAGGAACUUCACGUACUGGUGAUGAGACCGUUUCAUCAUAUAAAAAUUAUAAAUGCAAUUAUACGCUUAGUGAUGAUGGAGAAAUUACUAAUUUAUCAGGAUGUAUUGAAGUUCCAUCGAACGAUGAAGAUUUGGAAGAAAGUUCAAGAUUUCCAGUAUUAGAUGAAAAUGAUUAUUCUGAUUAUGCGCAUAAUUUUGCAGGAGAUAUUGAUACUAUUAAAGAUUAUGAAAGUCCUUUGGAAGUAAAAAAGGGUUUUUUGAGUUGGCUAAUGCAUUUGAAAAGUAGUAAAUAUGUUUUUAUUUUAGGAUCAUUAUUCUUAGUUAUGCUCAUUGGUUAUAAAUUGAUUAAUUUAAAGGGAAGUGUAACUAAGAGGAAAACUAAGAAAUCUAAAACAAACAAUAAAAUUUAUGAUGAAUAUGAUAAUACUUUUUCCGAAUAUAACCCUUAUAAUAUGAACAUGGAUUACUAUGAUGAUGGAUAUAAUAUGCAGUAUUAUUCUGCUUGGGAUUAUUAG
Messenger RNA from Plasmodium gonderi, 1248 nucleotides. RefSeq names its product variable surface protein. The transcript has 3 exons. The coding region runs from base 1 to 1248 and encodes 415 amino acids. NCBI's taxonomy places the organism in Eukaryota, Apicomplexa, Aconoidasida, Haemosporida, Plasmodiidae. The record is from RefSeq and is a predicted model, not a curated record.